Dentiscutata heterogama is the source of this 120-nucleotide messenger RNA. The record is from the annotation of a GenBank genome assembly. NCBI's taxonomy places the organism in Eukaryota, Fungi, Glomeromycota, Glomeromycetes, Diversisporales, Gigasporaceae.
GUGGUCGGUGUUCUGGCAAAAGAAGUACCAAAAAUAGAAGAAGAAGACUAUAACCAAUUAAAGAGAUAUUUGCAAGAAGGAUAUAUAGAAAACAAUCUAGAUAAAAAGCAAAGGAAAUAA